Molecule: messenger RNA, 2228 nt
Organism: Monosiga brevicollis MX1
Lineage: Eukaryota; Choanoflagellata; Craspedida; Salpingoecidae
Exons: 10
Coding region: 1-1980 (659 amino acids)
Source: RefSeq, a predicted model, not a curated record
AUGGCACAAACGGCAGCCGGGGCUUCGGCUCCUGCACCUUCUGGCAUGAUGAUGGCCCCUGUGCCAGUGACGGAGCUGGCACUGCGUGCUACCCACGGGAAUCAGAAAUUUCUGUUCACGGCCUCGGUCUUUGACGACACGGCCAACUUGCCCAAUCUGAUUGCUACCCAGUACCAACGCAGUUUUAACAAGCCCAUCAAAGUCGUUUCGGUCAAGACUGCCGAUGGUGCACUAGUGGGCCCAGGCAUGCGCGUUCAAGCUUUGUCCAACCUGCAGGAACUGGUGAUCACCACCACCCAGGGCAAAGAUGCGCAAAAUGCCACGACCGCCACCCCAACUGCGGCAAACUCGGGAGCUGAACCCUCAGCCAAGCGCAAGAAGCGGGCCAAGGCCAAGGUCAAAGCUCAAAAUCAGGGUCAACCUACUCCGGCCGCUACUCCGGCCGCUACUCCAGCCGCUACCCCCGGUCGCCCAACCUCUUCGGUUGCCCCCGCAGUAAGCACGCCAGCAGCAGCACCCGAACAAGCCCCGAAGCGCCGUGGCCGUCCCAAAAAGAAUUCUGCCCCCGCAGAUUCCACCACCCCAGCCCCUGAAACCAGCAGUGCACCUCCAGCUGUUGCAGAGGCCCCUGCUCCCAAGAAGCGUGGGCGUGCCAAGAAGCAAACCGAUGCGACCACCCCAGCCACAGCCACAGCCACCGCCACCGCCACCGCCACCCCGAAAAAAGCCACUACCACCGCCACCCCAAAAAAGGCCGCCUCCAAGGCCUCGGCCAAAACCUCUGCAGCUGAAAAGGACGCUGCUCCUGAAGCUGAGGCUCCCCCCAAAAAGCGACGUGGCCGCAAGCCCAAGGAAGCAAGCGCUGCCACCAACCCCGCGCCGUCUCCUGCCCCAGCCCCGCCAGUACCGGAAGCGCCCAAGAACACGCGCAAGGCUCUGCCGGGUGAGCCCGCCUGUCUCAUCUGCAAGACCUUUUUGCCCAACGUGGACUCGGAGGAUCAGUGCCCCAACUGUGGAUUUGAGGGUGCAGGUGUUGACGCACGUGAAAAGCGCUUGCUGGAAUCUGCCUCCCAGGGAACAUCUCAGCCAACUGUCGUUGCGACGCCCACGACCCCUGCGAAGAGCACCGAGAAAGCAAGCCCUAAGCCGGCCAAGUCGACACAAGCAACACCCAAGCCUACCCCCAAGCCUGGUGCUCAAGAGGUGAGCACCCCUGCAGCCAAGAAAGUGGCAAGCAAGCAGCCUUCUGAUUCUGAGGAUAGCGAGGAUAGCGAAGAUGACCGCGAUGACGAGAAGCGUGAUGCCAGCGGUGCUGAAGAAGAGAGCAGCAGCAGCAGCAGCAGCAGCAGCGAUGGUAGCAGCGAUGGCAAGGCCGAUGCCGCUGAGCACCAAGAAGUUGUUAGCGCAACGCCAGAGGUCACCAAGAGCUCGUCCAUGCCACCGGCCAAUGGCAAGGUCGCCUCACCUACCGCCAAGACAACUCCAAGCAAUGACAGUGAAAGCGAUAGUGAAGAGGAUGGGAAGGAUUCCACCUCCUCCGAGGACAGCGAGGAGAGUGCUGAUGACGACGCUGCGGAUAAGGUGUCGACCAGCAAGACCGAAGUGUCGGCUUCAAACAACAAGGAGGCCAGCCCCCCAGCCACCCGCAAAUCUACUCGCGCCGCUACAGCUGCCGCUACAGCUCAAAAAGCAACCACGCGGCGAGCGGCUCAAAAAGAAAAGGCCUCUCAGGAGUCAAGUGACUCGGAGGAUGAUUCGGAAGACGAAGCUGACGGUCUUUUCAACGAUGCAGCCAAAUCUAAGACCAAGGCAACCAAGCCCAAGCCCAAACGUGUCAAGGCAAACCCUGUUCUGAAGAGCAUUGCUGCUGUGAAUGACCAAUGGGCGGAAGAGCAGGUGCACACCCCGCCACCGAGUACUGGCAAAAAGAGCGUCGGUCACAGGGUACUAAGCCGUAAAAAAGCCAAUGGCAAGAAGUAGAUGUGCCUGUCUUAGUCUUGACAAGGCAGCCGAGCGGACGAGAACAUAGCUUGAGCACUGUGCUGAAGGGAUUCUUCUUCAUCCUCCAUAUCAUUUUGCAAGCGAGACCCGCCCCCAUCUGGGUUGACGACAUUGACAUCUGGCAAGAUUGUGAGGGAGGAGAUUGAUAGUUUGGAUGUUUGUUCAUGUGUCGUCUUUCGUUUUUUAUGCCCCAUCCACUGUCCGUGGAUAAAUCCAUCAUUCUCACC